Messenger RNA from Aspergillus ochraceoroseus IBT 24754, 7926 nucleotides. Its product is annotated as putative HEAT repeat protein (DRIM). The record is from RefSeq and is a predicted model, not a curated record. The coding region runs from base 52 to 7926 and encodes 2624 amino acids. Lineage: Eukaryota; Fungi; Ascomycota; Eurotiomycetes; Eurotiales; Aspergillaceae. The transcript is spliced from 2 exons. Gene Ontology annotation, cellular component: nucleolus; small-subunit processome; 90S preribosome.
GCACGAUUUCUCCCACGGCGCUGUUUCGGCUUGUUACCAUUGUCGCCCAAAAUGGUAGCAACAUCGACAGCUUCGCGGACCAAGUCCGUGAAGCGUCCAAAGUCAGGAACGGAGACAACGAAGAACCAUCGAUUCGAGUCGUUUUCGCAGCGCGUCACAAAAUUGAAGAUUGACCCUAUUCAUCGAGUACGACGACCGAGUUUUGGCGAGGAAGGCGAUGAAACGUCUUCCCAUUUUCGAUCUGCUUUUGAACACUGGGCGGAGUUGAAUUUGUCGGAAAAAUUUGUCACAUUCUCUCGUCGAGUUAACCCGCUUUGUGAAAGUUUGGCUCAGAUUCUCUACUAUGAGGAUAAGAUAAUGAAUCUAUUGGUGGAGUUCAUUGAUAAACGGGAUCGAUUGUCUAUAGAGCCUCUCCUGAGUCUUCUUGCUCAGUUUGCGCGAGAUUUGGGUGUUAGGUUUGAAAAAUAUUUCGCUACCUCUGUAACCCUGGUGGCGUCCGUCGCUGCUACCCACCCAGAUGUUGAAGUGGUGGAAUGGAGCUUCACUUGCUUAGCAUGGACGUUCAAAUUCCUCUCUCGGCUUCUGGUGCCCGAUUUGCGACAGCUUUUGGGUAUUAUGACACCAUACCUUGGAAAGGAACGGCAAAAGCCCUUUGUGGCUCGAUUCGCGGCGGAAUCCAUGUCUUUCCUCAUUCGAAAAGCGGGCCUGCUCUAUUAUAAGAAUGCGAAACCACUCCAGCUCGCUGUAUCGUUCUUGCUCGAUGACUUGCGCGAGGCCGCGUCGGAUUCGAAGGAUGUGGAACUAUAUAAGGAUGGUUUGAUGACUAUGCUUUCCGACUCGAUUAAAGGAGUCAAGAAUGGAAUUCACUCCAAUGGCACCGAUAUUUUUCGAUGUUUACUGGACUCCAUAUGCACAGGCGAUGAUGCGAGGAGUGCUCUUGCGCUGGAUGUUGCCGGCGGAGUUUUGAUCAAUAUAAUUCACAAUACGACCCCGGAGACCUUCGAGCCUAUAGCCGAUACAGUAAAGCACUAUAUCGUAUCCACCUGCCAAAAAGACGACAAGAACAGCGCUGUUGCAUGCUGCCGCCUGAUCUUCAUAUGCGUUGCUACUCGCAAAGGAACACGAGUGAAUAAGUGGAAACUUGUGCAUGAGACCUUGUUGCUUUUACUUCAGGCGGCUGAAAAAGUGCCUGGUGCGUAUACUAAUGCCGCUCCACAACUUCUCACUGCGGUUGCAUAUGCAUUACAAACAUCACCUAUGGAUGAGCUGCUUCCUUUCAUGCGCUCCCUCAUGGAUGCGGUGACACAGGAUCAUCUUUCGCCUCACUUUUUGUCGUUCUGCGCUAUAUUUUCCGAAUGGGGCCCAGAAAGAUUCCAUAGCGUUGUUUUACCAUACUUCCAGAAGUUCAUUAACACUUCUUGGGAAGAUUACGAGUCCGAACUCUGCCUGUCCUUACUCCGGUUAAACCAGGCAGGUUGCAUAACUGCAGAGGCUGCGCGACCAGGCUAUAUUACCUGCCCGCGUUCCUGGAAGUCCCGAGUCAAGGAUACCUUGCGCAAGAACACCUCUGACGAUUCUGAUGUGGCUCUACUUAAUGCCUACGCCAAGCUUCCGAGUGCCUUGUCUUUAUCCGCGGAGCCUUCCCUCUUGCCCGACAUGGUGGAAAAUUUCCAUAAAUCUCUGGUUUCUGUCUUGAAUGAUGAGGAAUGUGACCCAUCGGCUAGGAAUAAGUUUUUCCUUGGCCAGGGCUUCAAGACGUACGUCAGUUUAGCUUCAACCAUGCAAAAUGUUGACGGAAGUCUCUGGGAGGGUGUAAGCGCAGUGGCACCGAAAUACUCUCGUCUCCAUGCCUUUCUCGAGGCAACCUUGGCUUAUAUCUCUGCAUGCUCUGACCGUCUUGACCUCAACACCUCGACGAUCGAAGAAUUUGCAGAUGCAUUGAUAACGAACCUUGCAGCGCCAUCUCACCUGCUGAGACUGGUAUCCUUGAAGAUCUUGCGUGAAAUGGUCCAAGCUUCUGGCGAGGACGCUUCACUCCUCUCUUUAGCUAUCGAAAUCGAAGAGAGCCCACUGACUCUACAGACUGCAAGAGUGCUUUCGAUGCAAGUUCGCAAGAUUGCGUUAUCUUAUCCCCAGGUAGUGUCGCGCAGGUGGAUGCCUAGGUUGCUUCCCACCUUUUGCUUUGGACUGUUCUCGAAGAGGAUGGCUCCGUUAUGGGACGAUGCCGCAUCUGCCUUGAAAUCUAUGAGUGAACAUGCCGCUGGCGAAAAGAUUAUCAUUGAUUUGACCAUUCAAUGGCUCCAUGAGAAAGGAUCGACUGCAUCAAACACUGAUGGGGAAGAAGAAGGCGAUGCACAAAGGCAUGUGUCUGGGGACUUCCAGUGCUUCAAUGCAUCCAAAAUCGAGAGUCUGUCUGGAGAGAAAUUCCAGGCUUUUGGAUCUGACACGACUUUGACGCAAGACUUUGAAAAUGACCACGCUUUCGCUGAUGUAGUCCCAACCGCUCCUCGAACACAGGCUUUGCGCGUUUUCAAUGCUAUCCCGAACCUUGCUGAAAAGAAGUCUCGCCAAAUUGUCCCAUUGUUUCUUUCCUGGGCUUUACGUGACGAGGAGGAGAAUGCUCCCGCAGCCAAUCUCUCUUCCGAAGAUCGAGAAGCAAUCCCCGAUGAAUAUAUUCCUUGGGGAUUCCAUGACCGUAUUUCUUUCCUUAACCUUUUUGGACAAUUUCUCAACCCCCUGGUGCUGUAUAGAGCCUCUGAAGUCCGUGAUGCGCUCCUGGGGUUGCUUUGCCAUGGAAACUCAGAAAUUCAAAAAUCCGCUCUCAAGGCCCUGCUUACUUGGAAAUCCGCUGGCAUCUCACCUUAUCGUGAAAACCUCAUGAACAUUUUGGAUGAGUCCCGGUUUAGCGACGAAUUGUCUGUUUUCGUCCGCGUAGGAAAAGACGACAGCCUCAUUGAAGAACAGCAUAGAGCAGAAGUCGUUCCCGUGGUUCUCCGUCUUCUCUACGGCCGAAUGAUCUCGAAAGCUAGUGCGAAUGCGGGUCAAGCUGGACAAGCUGGGCGGAGAAAGGCUAUCUUGAGAACGCUAGCCCAGCUGCCCGAUCAUGAAUUUGAAAUCUUCAUGCGCAUUUCCUUUGGCGCUCUUGGCGAGGUUCAUUUGCUCAAGGACGGCGAAGCUGACCAAGCGGCCUUCCUCCCUGAGCUCGUAAGCCCGAGAAAGCAGAUGGGUCUGUUGAGGCUUAUCGAGACAGUGUUUGAGACGCUUCAAAGCCGGAUGGUCCCUUAUGCAGAGCAAUCCAUGGAUGUCGUGCUUCACUGCCUUGUCCGCUCCUGCCGCGCAUUAGCAAAAGAGCAGCCGGCUGUCACACCGGAUUCGCAGGAGGCACGACUCCUGACGGUCAUGCGCAACAUCCGCCAGACCUGUAUCCGCUGUCUUGACCUUAUAUUUUCCAUCUCGCAGGACCGAGAUUGGACUCCACGUGUUCGUGUCAUUUUCGACGAGGCCAUUAACCCUAGACUCGAGAAUUUUGCUACGGAAAAUGCUCAGGGAAUAUCAGGUCUUCUGAGGCUCUUCCACGUAUGGGCUGCUGCGUCUCGAUCAUCGUUCUACCUUGUUCAGCACAACAGCACUCUUUUAACAAAGAUUGUGGACUGUCUUGGUGUCGAUUCAGCCCGUGAUGAAGUUAAGGUGUUUGUCAUGGACGAGAUCUUGACACCCUUGAUCGGACUUGCCACUGGGAAAGAACUGCAAGAAGAUGAGAAAAUGGGAGACUUCGCUCCUGAUGAAAUCCGCUCCGAAGUCCUGGCUCCCUACAUCGAGCACACACUCUCUCAUUUUAGUCGCCUUCUGAGGCGCGGCCCCUCCCGGCCAGUCUUGAUUUCUGGUGUGCAAACAUUGUCUCGUCUUUCUCCAUGUGUCGAGUCCUCCAAGGAGACAUCAAGUCUGAUCAGCAUUUUGACGUACCUUCUCCGCCAGCCUCCCGACAGGGUCUCUCCUAAGACGAAGUCAGACCUACUCCACAGCUUGGAGCACUUUUUGCCUCUCUACAAUACUAAAGAAGAUCCCAAACUUUCCCAAGAGGUGUUCGAAGCCGUUUGCUCCAUGUUUGAUUAUUUCAAAGAUGAUAAAAAUAGGGAAGUUUUGUCUCGUGUCUUUACUGCUUUCGCCAGUCACGACCCUGAGCUCUCUCAAGUUGCUGUUCUUUGCGAGGACCUGAACUCUAUCUCCGUUAAGAAGCUUGAGGUGGAUUAUGAACGUCGACUCCAAGCAUUUACAAAGUUAACUGAGGAUCUAUGGGAGUCUCUUAGUGGUAAACAAUGGCGUCCGUUGUUGUACAACAUGCUAUUCCAUGUCAAGGAUGAAGACGAAUUGGCAAUCAGAUCCAGCGCUUCGUUCGGGUUGAAACGUUUUAUUGAAAGGGCUGCCCUUGAAGCGCAAAACAAGUCGGAAUCGUUUGAGCCUCUAGUUGGUGAUGUCUUGUUUCCUGCUCUGCAGGCUGGAAUGCGGCAGAAAUCCGAGAUCAUCCGAUCUGAAUUUGUCCAGGUGUUGGGCCACUUUGUCAAGCUGAAUCCAACACGCCCAGCCGUGCAGGAUAUGCAUGGAUUGCUUGUGGGCGACGAUGAAGAAGCUUCAUUCUUCAAUAAUAUCCUUCAUAUCCAACAGCACCGUCGUCUCCGAGCUCUCCGUCGGCUGGCCAGUGAAGCAGCUAAAGGCAGCCUUCAAGCAUCUAAUAUUAGCACUAUUUUCAUUCCCCUCAACGAGCAUUUCGUCUUUGACGAGGAAGCUGAUGAAAGCACACACAAUCUUGUCGCAGAGGCUGUCAUUACUAUUGGGACUCUCGCGGAGUGGCUUGAUUGGAGCCAGUUUAGGGCUAUUUUUAGAAGGUAUCGUACCUAUAUCAGCAAGUCUGAAACAGAAAAGAGCGUUUUGAGGCUCCUGGGUAGGAUGUCGGACGCAUUGACCAGUGCGAUGGACCAGCUCCAGUUGGCGAAGGCAGGCGUGGAGGAGGUCAACGGUGACGGCGAAGUUGCGGCGCCUCUCAGAUCUACGCUUUCUCGCUCUAUACCAUCAGCGUCGAAAGUUGCAAAUGAGUUGACGACGAACUUUAUUCCUAUGCUCACAGAUUUCAUCCAUCAUAAGAAUGAAGCCCAGAUGAGCUUGCGUCUUCCAGCGUCAGUUACAGCCAUCAAGCUUUUGAAAUUGUUGCCUGAGCAAGACAUGACUAUUCGUCUACCGGCUGUCCUUUUGGAUGUCUGCAGCAUCCUCAAGAGCAAAGCCCAGGAUUCGCGAGACACGGCCAGGAAAACUCUUAAUGACAUCGCUCUUCUACUUGGACCUUCCUACCUAGGUUACAUACUGAAGGAGUUGCGCAACACUCUCAAGCGAGGCUACCAACUCCACGUUCUUUCAUUCACAGUCCAUUCCAUUCUGGUUGCAACCACUGAUGAUUUCAAGCAAGGAGACCUGGAUUACUGCUUAACAGAUCUCAGUUCCGUGGUUAUGGAUGAUACAUUCGGUACCGUUGGCCAAGAAAAGGACGCAGAGGACUAUGUCAGCAAGAUGAAAGAAGUUAAAAGCAAUAAGAGUUACGACUCUAUGGAGCUCCUCGCCAAAAACUCUACGAUUCGGAAUCUGGCUAGUCUACUACGGCCUUUGCAGUCGCUUCUCCACGAGAAACUCAACUCUACCAUUGUGAAGAAAGUGGACGAACUUUUACGAAGAAUCGGUAUCGGUCUUCUAAGAAACCCAGGUGUGGAAAAUCGCGACAUUCUAGUUUUCUGUUACGAGAUCAUCAAGGAAGCCUACAAGGAACCUCUCCAAACUGAUACACGAGCUGCUCAGACCACACAGGAGAAGAACUUUUUGGUCGACCUGAAAGGCCAAAGGCGGGGCGAGAAGCGAGGAGGGACCACGUCUUCUUAUGUCUACAAGUUGAUCCGCUUCUCUUUUGAUGUUCUCCGAUCUGUUCUCAGCAAGUUUAACUCGCUCCUUACUCCUGGUAACUUGUCAGGCUACCUUCCUGUGCUUGGAGACGCCUUGGUCCAAGGGCAUGAGGAAGUUAAGAUUUCAGCGCUUAGACUGCUCUCUACAAUAAUCAAGCUCCCUAUCGCUGAAAUCGACACCAAUGCCCCAGUUUAUCUGACGGAAGCGGUCAAGAUAAUCAAGGAAGCACCUAGCACUAACACCGAGGCAGCACAGGCCUCUCUCAAGCUAAUAUCUGCUGUGCUGCGAGAGAGAAAGAAUGUAAAACUCAGGGAUGGACAUCUCGCAUAUCUACUUCAGCGUAUCACAUCCGACAUCGAGGAGCCUGAUCGGCAGGGUGUUACGUUCAACUUGAUCAGAGCUGUUAUGGCUAGGAAGUUCGUGGUGCCUGAAGUCUACGAGCUUGCGGAUAGUAUUGCAAGGAUGAUGGUCACAAACCAAACUCGGUCUGCUCGUGAUCUGGCUCGUGGAGUUUACAUCCACUUCUUGAUUGAAUAUCCCCAGGCCAAAAACCGCUGGACCAAGCAGCUUAGUUUCCUAGCUAAGAACCUUGAAUACAAGCACCAAGAUGGUCGUCAAUCUGUCAUGGAAGCAAUUCAUAUGCUGCUGUCUAAGACAGGCCAUGAGCUGGCCCAGGACAUCGUCGGAACAUUCUUCCUCCCAGUUGUCAUUGUGAUGGCCAACGAUGAUGCAGCUGAGUGCAGAGAAAUGGCAGGAACCUUGCUUGGAGAAUUCUAUAGACGGGCUGAUCGUGAGCAGACAAAAACUAUCCUUGAGCCUCUCCGGUCAUGGAUUGAGCAGACGGACAACCCCCUUCUCACCAACACCGGGUUGCAGGCGAUGAGAAUCUACUUCGAAGUGGAAGAAACAGAUAAGGAGAGGGAAGCAAGCUUCAUCACACAGACACUUCCUAGCAUUAUGCGUCCUAUCCUGAAGGAUACCGACACUGAGAACUGGCAGUCGCUUUACUACUCACUACAGCUCUACUCCAAGCUCUGCAAGACCGUUCCCUCAGCUUCCCUAUCAAAGGAACAAGCCAAAACCUGGAGUCUCAUUUGUGAAUCCUUGUUCUAUACGCAUUCCUGGGUCAAGACUUGCGCCACGAACCUUCUUGGUAUUUGGCUCGCGGAUUUGGCCAAGUCCAACGCAGAAAAUGGGUACAGCUCUAUCCCAAUGGUUGGUGCCACAGGCCUGGCUCUUGACAGGGACACGAUGGUGCUCUUGAUCCGAGCAAGCUCACGCUGUCUUCGUACCCCAGGAAUCAGCGAGGAGCUAGCUAUGCAAACAGUACGCAACACCAUCUUCCUAGCCCGUUGCUGCGCUCAGAACGGUCUUGAAUUUUCUAGCAAGAGAGAUCAAGAGGCGGAGUCUGAUGCCAGCGGAAGUGACGAAGAGGAGGAUGUUGAUGGAGAUAACAAAGAAGACACCCAAAAAGACUCCAAGACGGGUCUCCGCUAUAUCUUUGGGCAGGCGUCCUCGAUUCUGCGCAGAGAGUUUCUUACUACCCGCGCUGAAUCAUUAAUACCCAAGACCGCAUCUAUUGGUCUCAUCGCCGCCCUUUGCCGUCAUCUCGAAGCGGAGCAGAUCAUCGAGUCUUUGCCCAUUAUCCUUCUUCCCCUCCAGCACCUCACUGAUGCGUCUAUUCCGGCUCCCCGAUCAUCCGACGAAGCUUUCAAGGAAUCGUACAAAGCGCUUGUUUCCAAUUGUCAUGAGGUUCUCGAUCUUCUGCAGAAGAAAUUGGGUACAACUGAAUUCGUGAAUCAGAUGGCGCUUGUCCAAGAGUCCGUUAAGAAGAGGCGUGAAGGACGACGGGUGAAGAGACGCAUCGAAGCAGUCAUGGAUCCUGAGAGGCACGAGCGUGACAAGAGGAGGAGGAAUGACCGCAAGCGCGAGAAGAGAAAGGAGAAGGGAGCAGAACACCGAGGCAAGAGACGAGGCUGGUAA